This is a messenger RNA of Myotis daubentonii (Daubenton's bat), 1616 nucleotides long. RefSeq names its product small ribosomal subunit protein eS24-like. The transcript has a single exon. The coding region runs from base 749 to 1141 and encodes 130 amino acids. NCBI's taxonomy places the organism in Eukaryota, Metazoa, Chordata, Mammalia, Chiroptera, Vespertilionidae. The record is from RefSeq and is a predicted model, not a curated record.
CGUAGAUACCGAUCUCUGGUUAAUUGGAUAUUGGGUCAACAACUAUGCAUUGAGCAACAGGCUGCCUAAGGCACUACGCUGGGCCACUGGGAGGGAUUCAACGUUGACUCAGAUUCCUCUCCUUCCUCGGGAUACACGGCUCCUCAUUUCUCAUGACUCACACCAACGCAAGUAGGCACAGGUCAACCAGCUCGACUCAGCUUCUGCUCUGAGGACCGAGAAGUUACGUUUUCAAGGCAGUUUAACAAGGUGCUCACAACCCCGACCCGUCCAGAGGCGCAGUCCCGGGCAGGCAUGCGCCCUGGCCCACCAGCAGGGGCGUCUGUUACCGACUGACCUGGUGGCCCAGAUAUUUAUUCCAAGACGGUGAAGGGUUGUCUGGAUCCAAAUCGCUCUUAAAUGCACACGUUUGGCAAAGUGCACCAAGGCGACAAACUCUGCCUUAUUCUCUCAAAGUUUUCCUUCAAUCCUGGGGUGACUCAACUGUAACAGUUCAGAGGUCCAGACAGAGAUGAGGACCCAGGCUGGAGGGAGCCCCCAGCCCUGAACAAGACAGGGACCCUGUGUGCUCCGUGCCCUCAGAGUAGCUGAGCACCUAACACGUAACUGACCCUCAGUUAAUAGCGGUGAGUAUCUGAUUGCAUUACACAUUGACGUGACAUUUUUAUAGAUGAAAUAUUUUGAGCUGUAUGGAAUCACUUUAUAAAGUUGGGAACCCCCAUUUUUCCUCCCUGGCUGCUUGAAGAUCAUGAAUGACACAGCAACUAUCCAGACCAGGAAGUUCAUGACCAACAGACUACUUCAGCGGAAGCAAAUGGUCCUUGAUGUCCUUCACCCUGGGAAGGCAACAGUACCCAAGACAGAAAUUCGGGAAAAACUAGCCCAAAUGUAUAAGACCACACCUGAUGUCAUCUUUGUGUUUGGAUUCAGAACCCACUUGGGUGGUGGCAAGAGCACUGGCUUUGGCAUGAUUGAUGAUUCCUUGGAUUACGUAAAGAAAAACGAACCCAAACACAGACUUGCAAGACAUGGCCUAUGUGAGAAGAAGAAGACCUCAAGAAAACAGAGAAAGGAACGCAAGGACAGAAUGAAGAAAGUCAGGGGGACUGCACAGGCCAUUGUUGGUGCUGGCAAAGAGUGAGCUGGAGAUUGAACUACAGAAGGAGUCAAGAUUCUUCAGUGACUUUAUCUGUGAUGGUUGUGCAGAUUUUUCAUGAGAGGCUUAAUAAACCAUAAACUUUAAACAAACAAACAAACAAAUAAAUAAAAUUGGGAACCUUUUCAUGUCUUCUUUGAAAGGACGCUCUCUUUGGCAUAUUCGAAUUGCUAGCAUCAGCACUCUUUUGCUCUGGGGCCAUCAUUAUGUAAAAUAAGGGUUACCUGACCACAAGCACUGAGAUACCCUGACAGUCGAUCUGAUAAGCAAGACAGCUGCAAAGUGACUGACAGGUGGUCACGUAUACAGCACGGACGCUGGAAAAGGGAUGAGGAACGGGUUUCCCAGGCGGCACAGAGCGGGAUGGCGCCAGAUUUCAUCACGCUCCUGAGAACAGCGCUCAACUUAAAGCUUAUCCAUUAUUCAUCUCUGGAAGUUUCCAUGUAAUAUUUUCAGAGAG